This is a messenger RNA of Klebsormidium nitens, 1752 nucleotides long. Lineage: Eukaryota; Viridiplantae; Streptophyta; Klebsormidiophyceae; Klebsormidiales; Klebsormidiaceae. The record is from the annotation of a GenBank genome assembly.
AUGGCUGAUAGGACGUUUGUGUAUGAAGCCACUCCAAUAAAGAGACUCAAUCUCGAAGAGCAAAGCCCCAGUGGGAAGCAUGGAGCCGUACAAAGGCAAAGGUCGAGAAGCGAGGGAGACACCGAAGUCUUGGGGCCAAGGUUUGCUGCUAACCAAACGGUUAGGCUUCCGAGACCCUCCCUUGGGGAGCGCAGCGGAAGGAGGGAGCUUCCUGAGGUAACCCGUUUCCUAACCCGGUCCUGGGAGGCCAUUCUGGAGUCUGACAGGGAGAACAAGGAGGGUUUGAAAAGGAUCUCUGGGGUUGUUAAGCCACGAACUCUGAGGCGACGAUCUCGAAGCUUGGGUGACGCAGAUGGAGCCAGUCUUGCCAACAGAUGGGGUUCGCUGCUUGGGGGGGCUCCCAGCAGUGCCAAGAGGACCCCCCGGGGAAGGUCUCUUAGCGAGGCAGACUCGCCUGUGCUGAAAAGGAACCAGACGUUUCCGUCGUUUUUUGGGCGGGGGGACGAGUCCAGUAGCAGGGGAAGGCGGCACUCGACCGGGGAAUGGAAACCGGGGUCGGAAGGGGAGGGUUUGGUUCAGGGGGGUGCGGAUCUGGGAGGAAAACCAGGGAGUGCUCGGUUGACUUCUUUGAAGCUCGCGGCGUUUGAUGACGUCCUUCCCCAAAGUGAGAGCAGUGAGGAGAAUGAGCCCGGAAAGGCGCGGCGAGCCUUGGCAAAGGCUGGAGCCUACUUGAAGGACGCGGCUACUGUGACGGUCUCCGCCGGUGUCUGGUCAUGCGGCGACCAGUUGCUCCAGCACCUAGUGUUCCACGGAACCGGGCGCUCGGUCAGGCAGCAAAUGCAGUUACUAAUGGCGGGAAAGGUUGGGGGAAGGGUUAGCGUCCAAACCCGGGUGCCCCUCGCGAUCGGCCGGGACAUGCUCGCCAACGCCUUCUCAAUUGCCACGUUCGACUUUCUGUCCUCGCGCGGUGCCCCCCAGAUGGUGGCCAGCACGGCGGGCACUUUCUCCGCGAGCGCAGUCACGGUCCCCGCCUGGCACCUCUCCUACCUCCUCCAGACCGGCGCGGCUUCGACUCCGCGGCAGGCCUGGGACCUGUUCAUCGAGUCACAGGGCAUCGAGGGACUCUUCUCGGGCCUGGUUCCAACCGUCGUCAGAAGCAUCCCGACGAGCUUCGUGAUGAGCGGCACGCACGCUGCCCUCAAGCGGCUCCUCGCGAAAGCCAAGAAGAGCGACCAGACGAACCUGCUCGACGUCUUCCUGCUCGGCGCCGCGGCCGGCUUCGCGUCCUCCGUGACGUCACUCUCGAUCGACGCCGUCAGCAAGUCGGUGCCGACGCUCAUCCUCAAGCGCGCGCCCGCGAGCGUGGUCGCGCUUGCGCUCGAGCGCGCGGCUCGCCACGUGGCGGCCCAAACCCUGUCCAAGGGGAUUCUGGUGGGAAUCGGCACCACCGGGCUGUCGUACGUCGUGGAUGACGUCACGGGGAAGCUGCUGCAGAAACUAGAGGAGCGGGUAGUCAGCCCGCCACGUGGGCGCAUCUCCACCGACCUCAAGUCGUUGGCGGUACAGAGGGCGCUGGACCACUCUGCGGGCGCCACGUGGCAGCAUCACGACGGCCAGGACGGUGGCCAUGGCCACGCGGACGCACGAAGUCCGUUCCAGAUGCCGGACGUUGACGUCAUGGGCGGUCAUCAUAUGCAUAGGGACUUCGCGGAGGCCCAUAGUUUGGCGAGGCCCAUAGCCGUAGCGGCUUAA